This is a messenger RNA of Gadus morhua (Atlantic cod), 3413 nucleotides long. RefSeq names its product anoctamin-7. Gene Ontology annotation, biological process: chloride transmembrane transport; calcium activated phospholipid scrambling. The coding region runs from base 49 to 3351 and encodes 1100 amino acids. The transcript is spliced from 17 exons. Gene Ontology annotation, cellular component: plasma membrane. The record is from RefSeq and is a predicted model, not a curated record. Gene Ontology annotation, molecular function: chloride channel activity; protein dimerization activity. NCBI's taxonomy places the organism in Eukaryota, Metazoa, Chordata, Actinopteri, Gadiformes, Gadidae.
UAUGAGAUCCUAGCCAGGACCCGUAAGUUAGGGACCAGUGUGACCAGUAUGACCAGUAUGACCAGUAUGACCAGUGCGCUGUGUCCCCAGCUCUAUGAGAUCCUGGCCAGGACCAGUAAGUUAGGGACCAGUAAGUUAGGGACCAGUAUGACCAGUAUGACCAGUGCACUGUGUCCCCAGCUCUAUGAGAUCCUGGCCAGGACCAGUAAGUUAGGGACCAGUAAGUUAGGGACCAGUAUGACCAGUAUGACCAGUGCGCUGUGUCCCCAGCUCUAUGAGAUCCUGGCCAGGACCAGUAAGUUAGGGACCAGUAAGUUAGGGACCAGUAUGACCAGUAUGACCAGUGCGCUGUGUCCCCAGCUCUAUGAGAUCCUGGCCAGGACCAGUAAGUUAGGGACCAGUAAGUUAGGGACCAGUAUGACCAGUAUGACCAGUGCACUGUGUCCCCAGCUCUAUGAGAUCCUGGCCAGGACCAGUAAGUUAGGGACCAGUAAGUUAGGGACCAGUAUGACCAGUAUGACCAGUGCGCUGUGUCCCCAGCUCUAUGAGAUCCUGGCCAGGACCAGUAAGUUAGGGACCAGUAAGUUAGGGACCAGUAUGACCAGUAUGACCAGUGCGCUGUGUCCCCAGCUCUAUGAGAUCCUGGCCAGGACCAGUAAGUUAGGGACCAGUAAGUUAGGGACCAGUAUGACCAGUAUGACCAGUGCGCUGUGUCCCCAGCUCUAUGAGAUCCUGGCCAGGACCAGUAAGUUAGGGACCAGUAAGUUAGGGACCAGUAUGACCAGUAUGACCAGUGCGCUGUGUCCCCAGCUCUAUGAGAUCCUGGCCAGGACCAGUAAGUUAGGGACCAGUAAGUUAGGGACCAGUAUGACCAGUAUGACCAGUGCGCUGUGUCCCCAGCUCUAUGAGAUCCUGGCCAGGACCAGUAAGUUAGGGACCAGUAAGUUAGGGACCAGUAUGACCAGUAUGACCAGUGCGCUGUGUCCCCAGCUCUAUGAGAUCCUGGCCAGGACCAGUAAGUUAGGGACCAGUAAGUUAGGGACCAGUAUGACCAGUAUGACCAGUGCGCUGUGUCCCCAGCUCUAUGAGAUCCUGGCCAGGACCAGUAAGUUAGGGACCAGUAAGUUAGGGACCAGUAUGACCAGUAUGACCAGUGCGCUGUGUCCCCAGCUCUAUGAGAUCCUGGCCAGGACCAGUAAGUUAGGGACCAGUAAGUUAGGGACCAGUAUGACCAGUAUGACCAGUGCGCUGUGUCCCCAGCUCUAUGAGAUCCUGGCCAGGACCCCCUACGGGGACGUGACCCGGGGGGAGGUGGGGGUCGACCGGCUGCUGUCGGAGGAGGUGUUCUCUGCUGCCUACCCCCUGCACGAGGGUUCCUAUGAGGUCCCACGGGGGGUGACCUCAGACAGGCUGAGUGUGAGACAGGUUCUGUUCCAGUACUGGGCGCGCUGGGGUAGCUGGUACCGCUACCAGCCGCUGGACCACAUCAGGGACUACUUCGGAGAGAAGGUCGCCCUCUACUUCGCCUGGCUGGGGUUCUACACCGGCUGGCUGGUGCCGGCCGCCGUCAUGGGAACCGUCGUCUUCCUGUUCGGAUUCUGGCUCGUCACCACCGACCUCCCCGCCAAGGAGCUGUGUCACAGUGACAUCAUCAUGUGUCCACUCUGUAACAUCUGCUCCCACUGGAACCUGUCCAGCAUCUGUCUCACCUUCAAGGCUGGCCUGCUGUUUGACAACGGGGGGACGGUGUUCUUCAGUGUCUUCAUGGCCCUCUGGUCCGUCACCUUCCUGGAGUUCUGGAAGAGGAGCUGCAGCUGCCUGACGCACCGAUGGAACUGCAGUCAGUACCAGGAGAUGGAGGAGCGCCCUCGGCCGGAGUUCACGGCGAUGGCUCCCAUGACGACCAGGAACCCCGUCACCGGGGCGGAGGAGCCCUACUUCCCCGAGACCCAGCGGCUCCGCAGGAUCCUGACGGGAGGCACGGUCAUCGUGGUGAUGGUGUUCAUGGUGCUGAUGUUCCUGAUCGCCAUCAUCCUGUACAGAACCAUCGUCAGCAUCGUCAUCUACAGAGCGCAGAAGAGCUUUGUCGUCCUCUCUGCCAGUAGGAUCGCCAGUCUCACCGGGUCACUGUUGAACCUGCUGGUCAUUAUGACACUCUCUAGAAUCUACAUCUCACUGGCCUACAUCCUGACACGCUGGGAGAUGCAUCGGACUCAGUCUAAAUACGAAGACAUGUUCAUCCUCAAAGUCUUCAUCUUCCAGUUCGUCAACUUCUACUCUUCUCCCGUCUAUAUCACCUUCUUCAAAGGAAGGUUUAUCGGUUACCCGGGGAACUAUAACGAACUGUUUGGGAUACGCAACGAAGACUGCGGUCCUGGCGGGUGUCUGAUCGAACUGGCUCAGGAGCUGUUGGUCAUCAUGGUGGGAAAACAGCUGAUCAACAACAUUCAGGAGUUCCUCAGUCCGAAGCUGAAGGGCUGGUGGCAGGCCAGGAAGGGGGAGGAGGGCGGGGGGCAGAAGGAACCCCCGUUGCCGUGGGAGACGGACUACCAGCUGUUGGUGUGUGAGGGGCUGUUCAGCGAGUACCUGGAGAUGGUGCUCCAGUUCGGGUUCAUCACUAUCUUCGUGGCGGCCUGCCCGCUGGCCCCUCUCUUUGCUCUGUUCAACAACUGGCUGGAGGUGCGUCUGGACGCCCAUAAGUUUGUGUGUGAGUACCGGCGGCCAGUGGCCGAGCGCGUCCCCGACAUCGGCAUCUGGUUCACCAUCCUGGAGCUCAUCUCCCACCUGGCCGUGCUCAGCAACGUAGGCCUUCCUGCUGGCCUUCAGCUCCUCCUUCGUACCCCGGCUCCACUACCGCUGGACCCACGACGGCAGCCUCGCAGGCUACGUCAACUCCACCCUCUCCUACGCCCCUCCCAACGCCACCAGCCAAUCAAACCCCGUCUGCAGGUUUCGCGGCUACAGAGAUCAGACGGGGAACUUCCUGCCCGAGUUCUACCAGCUGUUGGCUCUGAGGCUGGCCUUCGUCAUCAUCUUCGAAGCAAGUUUACAUUUAUACACCAUCAGGCCUGGAGACAUGUCAUUAAGGAGCAGCACGUGGUGUUCCUGAGUGGCCAUGUGAUCGACCUGAUGGUCCCUGAUGUCCCAGAGGAGGUGGAGACCAAGAUCAAGAGAGAGUUCUACAUGGCCAAGGAGGCUCUGGCAGAGCACCAGUCGGCCGACCGGACGCUGAUCCCAGGGCAGAUGGAGCUGGGCGGCGUGCGCCAGCGGGUGACGGACGCUGUCCUCCAGGGCACGCUGGUGAACCUCCUCCAGUCCUACUCAGACCCGUCCCAGGACACCUCCACAUGAACCCCCCCUCCACACACCGCCAGGACGCACACAAUUAAACACAAUGCAUCAAUAUCCCUUCA